UGCGCCGCGCCUGCCCGGGCUCCUGCGGCGCCUCCUUGCCGGGGUUUUUGAUUGUGACUUAUUUUUUAGUGGGUUUCCCACGUCGGGAAACCCGGAGCACUUACUGGCGCUUCUGACCGGUCGGGUCCGGGUGGCUGUGGUGGGCGAUUCGCGCCGCGGCGGCUAAAGCGCCCGGGGAACAGCAGCCCGACGUGGGCUCCCGUUCCCGUGCCCGAGUUGUGGCAGGUGGGAGGGUGCUCUUUGGAGAAACCUGUCAAAGGAUGCGGCCCCAUGUGAGAACUGUAUUGUCAGAACAGCCAACGACUUUCACAAUCACUGUGACAUCUGAAGCAGGAGAAAAUGAUGAAACUGUCCAAACAACCCUGAAAUUUACCUAUAGAGAAAAAUAUCCAGAUGAAACUCCACUUUAUGAAGUUAUCUCGCAGGAGAACCUUGAUGAUAAUGAUGUCAUGGACAUAACAAAACUACUAGAACAACAGGCGGAAGAAAAUUUAGGAAUGGUAAUGAUCUUCACUCUAGUCUCAGCAGUACAGGAGAAAUUAAAUGAAAUAGUGGAUCAAAUAAAAACACGAAGAGAAGAGGAAAAGAAACAGAAAGAAAAAGAAGCAGAAGAAGAGGAGAAACAACGUUUUCAUGGCACUCCUGUUACCAUCGAGAAUUUCCUAAAUUGGAAAGCGAAGUUUGAUGCAGAACUCCUAGAAAUAAAGAGGAAAAAAAUGAAAGAGGAAGAACAAGCAGGCAAAAAUAAAUUAAGCGGUAAACAGCUAUUUGAAAUGGAUCACAACCUUGACACAUCUGACAUCCAGUUCUUGGAGGAAGCUGGAAACAGCGUGGAGGUUGAUGAAUCUUUAUUCCAAGAAAUGGAUGAUUUAGAGUUGGAGGAGGAUGAAGAGGAUGACCCUGACUACAACCCUGUUAAUUUAGAUAGUGAUUAGACUUUUUUGGACUGUCUCUGUCAUCAGUAUGAUAACACAUGUGAGUGAGGGGCAGGCGGGAAAGCCACAGCAUCUGUGGUUUUAGUAACAUGUGGUUUUCUUUUUUCUUUUUUUUUUCCAAAGAAAAGAACCAAAACAUUUUAAAUCCAGAAGAAUGGUCUUCUGAUGACUUUCAUCAUAAAUAAAUUUACUUUAAUAUUUUAAAUGGAAAAUUUGAGGAAUAUUGUUCUGUCUGAAAAUGCUAUUCUAUUUUCUCCUUUUUUUAUUUUUUUCCUUCCCACUUCUGUAAUUUUCACUUGAAGAGAUGUGUCACCGGGCAAGGUGAAAAGAUGUUCUAGCAAGCACUAAACACACCUGCAUCUGAAGUCUGACGGACUGUUCUUGCCAUCUUCCAUCUAGGAUACACAUGGGCGCCUUUGGUAAAUAAAAGGGGUCACAUACUGUGCGGUUAUUUUCAUUUCAUUUUUCUUCUGUGGAAUUAUAUAACAGUGCAAGUCAGUUCUGGUGCCUCAAUCUCUUGGCUGUAGAUAGGCAGCAGUAGUUACCAUGUAGUAAGGCUUAGCCUUAUUAAAGUUUAAUGGCAACCGUUUCCAUACUGCUAGAAUAAAAUCAUUUGCCGUAGUUGAGGGUAAUAGUUUCAAAAUGACUAGUUCAAGUCUGUAGGGGAGAAAAAAGAAAACAGAAUGAGACUGGUUGAUUUGUUCAGAGAGGGUUUGGGGUUUGUUGGGAUUUUUGGUUUUUUUUUUGAACUUGUGCACCAAUGAACUUCUAUAGAAAAAAAAACAACCCCAAACAGCCACCCUGAGAAAAUUAAUUUGGUUUUCGCAACAGCCUGUGUUGAAUUGCUGUCGAUGGAGUGCAGGUGACAGCACCAAGGAUUUAGAGAGUGCUUUGUAGGUUUGAAUGUAAUGGGGGUGUUUCAGAAGCAUAUUGUUGGCAGCCUGUAAAAGGUUAGCACAAUGUACAGUAAAGCCAUGCAUCAACUCAUUGAUGUUUGCCACUCUGCAGAGUUGCUUAUGAAGCUAACAGCUUGAUGUUAGACUCCUCCUCCCUUCCCACCUCCAAAAAACCCCAAAACACUGCAAGAGCUAUGGUGUUUAAAGACAGUCUGUUUGAGACUUUGCUAGAGUGCUGACGGUGUGGAUGAAGGUUUCGAAAGACAGCUCUCUGAGUAGAGAACCACCAGGCACGUCAAAGAUUAAACACUGUGUGCUGAAAUCUAAAACACUGUUAGUAGGCUGCCUUAACUUCACCAGCUUCAACUUUUGAAGAGGAUUGCACUAAAGUAUGACAGUGCUUAAAGGAAUAAUAAAUGUUGUGAACUUCAGUAUUUGGAAAUUCUGUGUGAGAGAUUUAAUUCUGGAAAUAACAGUGUAUAAAAUUCUCUGCUCAUACUGCUCAAGAACGUCUGCUUAGGAUGAUCUCCUUUAACAUGUUUCAGUAGUCUUUUCUUUUUUGUAUUCAAGAUGAAUGAGUUUCUAUUAGAGAGAAAAAAAUGUUCAUAUACGCUGUAAAUACUUUUAUAAAUUAACCAUGUGCCUUUGUUCCUACUGUCCUCUAUUUGAUCUUUUAAAUUUUGGCUACUAAGAAUUGUAGACAAAUACCUAGGUUUCAAUGAUAAUGAUGUAUGUUUCAAAGCAAUAAGCAGGAUCUGUGUUCCAGCACAGUUACCAAAUAUUAAAAAAUCGUGAGUUGGUGUGGUAUAGAAUCUGACUUUUCCAAAGAUAACGGUUGGAUUGAGAGCUUCGGAGUAACUACAUCCAUCUUCCUGUGUAAUUGCUAGGAUAAUUUAAAAUGCUUACCAGGACUGAACUGAAUUUACUUCUGGUAUGUCUCUGUUCAGCUGCAUAAAAAGCAUUUAACUUGUAAGGCUGCUUUCUGUUUUCAGCUGCGGAUGUUUAAAACUGGUGUUUUUUCAUAAAAGAUGUGAAUUAAUUCUCUCUAAAUCUGAACUGAACCCGAGAGUCGUGUGCAAAAUGUAAUUUGAGAGGAUUUUCCAAGUGGGUCAUUAAUGAGAAUCAUCUACGUAUGAGAACGAGUUUCUCAUUAAUGAUAUUUCAUGAUUAAUUAGACUUUCUUGUCUGUUUUCACACAACAUAUUUAUUUGUUUUCAUGUAGGGGAUGCAUAGCUUAAAAAUGUUAAAAUGAUGUCAAGUUAAAAUGUGAAAAGGUGUUUUCGCUGUUACAUGUUAUAUUUCAAAGCAGAAGAAAUAAUAAGGGUUGAAGUGACAAAAAAAUGCAUCAAGUCCAUUCCUCUGAGUCUUUGGAACAAGUUUUAGUGACUCAAUCUGAACUUCAGAUUUGUUGAGCUUUGUCAGUAAUUAAUGUCUGUGAAAUAAAAGGGAAAUUGGAUGAGU
This is a messenger RNA of Colius striatus (speckled mousebird), 3292 nucleotides long. RefSeq names its product RWD domain containing 1 (gene RWDD1). Gene Ontology annotation, biological process: cytoplasmic translation. The record is from RefSeq and is a predicted model, not a curated record. The transcript is spliced from 7 exons. Gene Ontology annotation, molecular function: protein binding. The coding region runs from base 261 to 935 and encodes 224 amino acids. NCBI's taxonomy places the organism in Eukaryota, Metazoa, Chordata, Aves, Coliiformes, Coliidae.